Daldinia loculata is the source of this 2047-nucleotide messenger RNA. RefSeq names its product alpha/beta-hydrolase. The transcript has a single exon. NCBI's taxonomy places the organism in Eukaryota, Fungi, Ascomycota, Sordariomycetes, Xylariales, Hypoxylaceae. Bases 517 to 1476 code for a protein of 319 amino acids. The record is from RefSeq and is a predicted model, not a curated record.
CUUAUUCAUCAACGAAACCAGCCAAUGAAACGACUAUGCCGGCACAUUUAUGACGCUAAGCUCUUUUUUAUUUCAGUAUGUUGGACUUCGAGCAACAUUCAUGCGCUUCGAUGGAUCCAGACAUGCCGAGAGCCCACUAUGGAUGUCAGGCGAGGAAGUCUGGAGAACUUACCAUGUAACGGCCUCGGCGUCGAGGCGGCGUUCGCAGAACAAGCUGAGCGUAGAAAAAAAUCAGGUGAUGACAGUGGUUCUCGAAUCCUGUUAAACGCCUGGCUGAACGGUCCAGUGGGACUACGUUUAUUUCCUCGCUACGCCGCAAAGUUCAUAUCGCUUCUCCAUUGAUUGCGGCACAAUUAGGUACAACAAGGAUAUUGAAUUCUUUCAAUAACAUACCUUAACACGGAAUUUCGCGAUUAUUAUACGAUUUAUCCUAUGGGUACGGUGUCUAAGUGAGAGUUAGGCAACGGCCCGGCGGUUCCAAGGCUAUCAUACGAUCAGAAGACCACACUAGCUACGAUGCGCAGGGUUAUAUCUUCGGCAACUACCAGCAGUAGUUGGCGGAGUAGAGACGCUACAUUACCUAUAGGUAGUAGGACGAUGUCUACCAGUAGCUGGACUACAGCAAGCGUAUCGGACAGUGAGGGUUUGUUCUUUACCUCGCUUAACUCUCUUGCGCCCGUCACGAUCGUGAUGUUACACGUCUUGUUGAGCUCUCAUCUUGAGUGGCAACAUUGCUGGCCCAAGCUGUCCGAAUACCAUCUUCUCAUACCCGAUUUACCGCAGCACUCGCGCUCACGUCAUGUUAAACCUUUCUCGUUCGUCUUAGCUGCUGAUCUCGUGGCCCAAAUAAUCCGGGAACAUGCUCACGACGGACGGGCACAUCUCGUUGGAUUAUCAACGGGUGGAUUUGUGGCAAUGGAAAUAAUAAAACGGCAUCCAGAUAUCGUUCUGAGCGCCUUCUUGUCAGGCGCUACUCCAGUCAACGAUGUAUGGAAGAGCAUAAACUCCCAGCCGAAGAUUGUUCAUAUAGGGCUAUCAGUUCUACUAUAUAGCCCGAGAAGCUGGUUGUUCAAAGCAACAGGAUGGGCUCCGGAGUAUCAAAAUGAAGACCUUGUGAAAGAAAUCAAGCGGAAUAACACAUCACAAUUGUUCGGAGCAGGGACUCGUGACACAGGUAAUUGGAGGAGAGAUGACAUGGUAGAAGUUGGAAAGAAGGAUAAAAGAAUCGCCCUAGUCGCCGGAGGCAAGCAGGAUAAUGUCGAGGGUAUGCGAGAAAUGGGACAGUUAUUGGAGUCAUUGGGCUCGAAUGACGGUAGGGAAUCACGCGCGUUUGUAGUAAGAGAUGCUAUUCACGCGUGGAAUUUGCAGGAUCCUGUACUGUUCGCUAAAGGGAUACGAGCAUGGGUUGAAAAAGCCCCAUUACCACCAGCGUUUGAGCUCCUCGAGCCACAAGUCACCAUGAUAGAGACAACAUGAUAGGCGAAAGGACCAUUAACAUUAACGAUAUGGAACUUAGCCGAGUCCUUAACAUCAACUCAAGUGUGGACUCGGCUGUAGCUUGGUUUUGGUUGAUAUCACCCGACCAAAUUUCAACAGCAAAUCAAGACGCAGCUUGGCGCCCCUAGAUGGGCGACAGUGUCGAGAAGACGGUCGAUACAUUACGAUACAGGAUAGUUGACUUGGGGUAGUUGACCAUCGUCAAACACUUGCUCAACUCUCGCGAUAGUCGACCUACCCACCCACCUGGGUUAGGUACCUACCUGGAAGGUACCUGUCAGAGUUUCUGACCAUCAAACCUAGGUAGUCGGAGCUUUAUAACAACUUUCAUAUCAUAGAUACCCUAUUUAUAGAAGCCUAGCAUAUCAUCGACAUGACACUCGGAUUGAAAAUAAACCGAUGAUACUGAACGUACCGACUGAGUCCUCGAGGAAUGGGAAAUACCUCCUAAUCCCUUCCCUAACGUGAUUAGAAAAGAAAGCGAUCAUAACAAAGCGUUUUAACCUGAGCUGCCUAGUACUUCUUUCAUUAACCGUAGCUUAUCUGUAAC